Gorilla gorilla gorilla (western lowland gorilla) is the source of this 1830-nucleotide messenger RNA. Its product is annotated as T-box transcription factor TBX1-like. The record is from RefSeq and is a predicted model, not a curated record. NCBI's taxonomy places the organism in Eukaryota, Metazoa, Chordata, Mammalia, Primates, Hominidae. The coding region runs from base 193 to 762 and encodes 189 amino acids. The transcript has 3 exons.
ACUAGACUCAGGAGCCCAGCUGGCUUCACCUAAUGGAUCCUGCACCAGGGCCACAGGCAGAGCUGCCCGCCAGUCCUGCCGUGCGCCUGCACGCCUCAGCCCUUGGGUGGUUGAUGGGACCUGGCGCUGCGGAGCAGGGGGCGGAGCUCGUCGGGAGGCUCAGGCUGUGCAGGAGCCCAUGGCGGCGGGGGAAUGGGGGAGUCUCAGGCCCAAGCCCUGCCCCAGAGGGAGGCAGCUGAGGCCCUGCCGGAAUUUGAGUGCGGCACUGGCGGCAGGCCGGCACUGCUAGGGGACCCGGUGCACCCUCCACAGCUGCUGGCCCAGUUACUAAGUCCCUCACUGCCCGAGGCCGGCGGCGCCAGCCGGUCGCUCAGAGUGCAGGGCCCGCCAAACCCACGCCCUCCCGGAACUCGCGCUGGCCCACAAGCGCCGCGCGCAGCCCGGGUUCCCGCCCACGCCUCUCCCUCCACGCCUCCUCUCAAGUUGAGGGAGCGGGCUCUGGCCUCGGCCAGCCCAGAAAGGGGCUUCCACAGUGCAGCGGCGGGCUCAAGAGCUCCUCAGGCGCGGCCAGAGUGGGCGCCUAGGCCGAGUAGGCGCCGAGAGCGAGGGAGGGCUGCGAGCGCUGCCAGCAUGCUGUCACCUCUCAGAAUGACUUAUGAUCAAGGGGUUCCAGAACCAGUCCCUCACAAACACCAAGGAAUGACUGUAUACUCCUUCAGGUACCAUGAAAAAACACAGCCAUUAACAUAUGUGUUCAACUAAACACAGAGCAUUGACUUGAAACAGUACAUGAUCAGAAUGAAGACAAUACUAUAAGGAACUACAGGGAGAAACUAAUAUUGCCAGGGUGGAGAGGAUAAUGGAGAAAACAAAGAAGGAGGCAUUAUACCUAGGACUCCAGGGAGAGAAGGAAACAGGCAAAGAAGCACAUGAACAUGACAGUUCUGGUGUGUUGACACACGGGUAAGUGAAAGGACAUUAGGUUAAAAAUAUAGUUAUGGGCCACAUUAUGAAAAUCCUUGAAUGUCAUGUUGAGGAAUUCAGACCUUAUCCUCCCUACAGUCAAAUUUGUGGGGGAUGGAUAGAAACAUGUAAAACUUUUACUAUAUUUUAUAUAUUCUAAGAUGUACAUUUUUCACUUUUUUACAAUUCUGCUAUUACAAUGCAUCUUUCAAUGGAUAGUUCUACAGUAGGAGUUGUGACAUAAUUGUCAUUGUCUACACUUGCAACUUAUAUUUUCCAUCUUAUGCAUGCACAGGAAUGAUACAUAAUAAAAAUCUGACAAAAUAAGUCUAAAAGAGAUCACAGGUAUAAAAUGAAAAAGUCUAAGUGGUAAGAAUUAUUUUAUAGCUUAGUUGGUAGCACUUUUUUUCUGGUUUGGUGAUACAUAAAAUGAAUAUGUGGUGGAUUGCUUUAAAUAUGUACUGGUCAUAUUGUGAAAUGCUUAAACAGGGAAUGGCAUGAUCAAAUUUGUUUCCAAAGAAUAUUUCCUGUGAAAUGCUAGUGGAUAUACUGGAAAAGGGAGAUGUGAAGUCCAGUGACAAAGCUGAAAGCUAUUCUAAGUCUAGACAAGAAAAGAUGGGGUAUGAACUGUAGUCAUGGCAGUAGGGAUUCUAGCAAAAGAGUCAAGAUGCAUUUUAACAGUAUAGUUGAUAAGAAUCAAUGACCAUCUUGAUGUCAUCUGAUGAGGAAGAAGGACUUAACAGUAACUUCUUUAAGAUUUUGUGAUGUUGUUGUUUGUUUUUGUUUGUUUACUAUUGUCUGAAUUCUUUAUUCAUUGAAAUCAAAGUUCUGGUGUAGGGAGACAAUCUUGUAAAUAGUCAUGCUGUC